Messenger RNA from Oreochromis niloticus (Nile tilapia), 6816 nucleotides. It is a transcript of the gene mgat5, whose product is annotated as alpha-1,6-mannosylglycoprotein 6-beta-N-acetylglucosaminyltransferase. Bases 386 to 2611 code for a protein of 741 amino acids. Gene Ontology annotation, molecular function: alpha-1,6-mannosylglycoprotein 6-beta-N-acetylglucosaminyltransferase activity. The transcript has 17 exons. Gene Ontology annotation, cellular component: Golgi apparatus. Gene Ontology annotation, biological process: protein N-linked glycosylation. Lineage: Eukaryota; Metazoa; Chordata; Actinopteri; Cichliformes; Cichlidae. The record is from RefSeq and is a predicted model, not a curated record.
CCUCGCAAAUGGGCAGAGCGAACACAGAAGCUCGUGCGCUGUGCCCAGAAUCUCUCCGGUAUAUUCAACAUAACGACGUCUCCGCACGCUUAAUGUGGGGUCUCAAGCCUUAAAACCACCUCGUAGCAUCACCGCGGGCUGCCGACAGAAACCACUGCAAAGGUUGGACUCUGCCCCCUGAGAUGUUACUGAGCAGCAAGGAUGGAUCAAAGAAGGAAAUCACGACGGUGACGAGCUGCAUGCCACCCUCCAAAAACUGCCGCAGCCACUCCAACUGACACAGAUAUGCCUCGCCUGACCUCCUGAUUCCUCUCGCCAAACUCUUUAUCUUUCCCCCUGUCCAGUCAAAGUCAGUCCAGCUCUUCCAAGUCCCUGUCCUGUCAGCAUGGCUACACCUUUCCUGUGGAAACUGUCCUCUCAGAAGCUGGGCUUCUUCCUGGUCAGCUUCGGCUUCAUCUGGGGCAUGAUGCUGCUGCAUUUCACCAUCCAGCAGCGAGCCAGCCACGAGAACAGUGCCGUGCUGCGUCAGCAGAUCCUCGACCUUAGCAAGCGCUACAUCAAAGCGCUGGCUGAGGAAAACCAAAGUGUCAUGGAUGGUCCGUAUGUGGGAACCAUGACGGCUUACGACCUGAAGAAGACUCUCGCAGUCCUGCUGGAUAACAUCAUGAUGAGGCUGGGCAAGCUAGAGUCCAAGGUGGAGAACAUCUACAAUGGCACAGGGCCCAACCUGAGCAAUGGCACCAGCACUAUUACACCCAGCGCUCCAAACUCAGAGAAAAUAAACGUGGCAGACCUCCUAAAUGGAGCCCAGGAGAAGUGCGAGCUGCCGCCUUUGGAUGGUUUCCCUCACUGCGAGGGCAAGCUCAAGUGGAUGAAGGAGAUGUGGCGCUCUGAUGCCUGCUACGCCAACUACGGCGUGGAUGGAUCCACCUGCUCCUUCUUCAUCUACCUCAGCGAGGUGGAGAACUGGUGUCCUCGUCUGCCCUGGCGAACCAAGACCCUGAAUGAAGAAAUGGACCAGAGAGGCCAGGCGGAGAUCCGGACCAGUUUCGAAGAGCUUUACCGGAUGAUGUCACAACGGGAGGAGUUCCGCUGGAUGAUGCUGAGGAUCAAACGCAUGGCCGAGCCGUGGGUCAGCGCCAUCCGCUCGCUGGCUGCAAAGCAGAACCUGGGCAAGCGGCGGAAGAAGAAGAUCCUGGUCCAUCUUGGUCUGCUGACCAAGGAGUCCGGCUUCAAGAUUGCAGAAAAUGCUUUCAGUGGGGGCCCACUGGGGGAGCUGGUCCAGUGGAGUGACCUCAUAACCACGUUGUACCUGCUGGGCCACAACAUUCGCAUCUCUGCUUCCCUCAAUGAGCUCAAAGAGAUCAUGCGAAAGGUUAUGGGAAACAAAUCCAGCUGCCCCACCCAGGGCGAUAAAGUGGUAGAGCUUAUAUACAUCGACAUCGUGGGUCUGACCCAGUUUAAGAAGACUCUGGGGCCUUCCUGGGUCCACUACCAGUGCAUGUUGCGGGUGCUGGAUUCAUUUGGGACUGAGCCAGAGUUCAACCAUGCUCACUAUGCCCAGUCCAAGGGCCACAAGACGCCCUGGGGGAAGUGGAACCUCAACCCACAGCAGUUCAACACCAUGUUUCCUCACACCCCAGACAACAGUUUCCUGGGCUUUGUUGUGGAGCAGCACCUCAACGCCAGUGACAUCAAGCACAUCGAUGACGUUAAGAGACAGAAUCAGUCACUAGUCUAUGGCAAGGUGGACAACUUCUGGAAGGACAAGAAGAAGUACCUGGACAUCAUUCACAGCUACAUGGAGGUUCACGGCACAGUACACGGCACCAGCACCGUGCACCUCCCGAGCUACGUUAAGAACCACGGCAUCCUCAGCGGCCGAGACCUUCAGUUCCUCCUGAGAGAAACGAAGCUGUUUGUGGGUCUGUCCUUCCCUUACGAGGGUCCCGCCCCCCUGGAGGCCAUUGCCAACGGCUGCGCCUUCCUCAACCCCAAGUUCAACCCUCCGAAGAGCAGCAAGAACACAGACUUCUUCAAGGGCAAACCCACCCUGAGAGAGCUGACCUCUCAGCACCCAUACGCCGAGGUGUACAUCGGUCGGCCCCACGUCUGGACGGUGGAUAUCGAGAACUCUGCCGAAGUAGAGAGGGCCAUCCGCUCCAUCCUCAGCCAGAAGAUUGAGCCCUACCUGCCCUAUGAGUUCACCUGUGAGGGGAUGCUGCAGAGAGUGAACGCCUUCAUCGAGAACCAGGACUUCUGUCACGGUCAGGUCAUGUGGCCUCCCCUCAGCGCCCUGCAAGUGAAGCUGGCAGAGCCCGGGCACUCCUGCAAGCAGGUCUGUCAGGAGGAGCAGCUCAUCUGUGAGCCCUCCUUCUUCCAGCACCUUAACAAGGAUAAAGACCUGACCAGGUUUGGCAUGGACUGUCAAACGGUGGAGUCGAGCGCAGACACCGUCGUGCCAGCAUACAGUGAGACUCGCCAUCACUGCAUCUUCCAGUCGGACCUGCUGCUGUUCAGCUGCGCCGGCGCCCACUCGACACUGCAGCGCAUCUGCCCCUGCCGUGACUACAUGAAGGGCCAGGUGGCGCUGUGCAAAGACUGCCUAUAGCAGCAGCACCCAGGCUGACAGAGGGUCAGGAAUCAGAUGGGAUUGCGGUGAUCGGGGAGGGGGCGGUGGUGGGUGGAUGUACAGCAGCUUGAAGGAGUGUGGUUGAGGGAGACGCACAUUCCCGAGCAGUCAUGCAGCUAUCAAACACACACACCAGACUCCUUUGUGACGACAACAGAACAAAAAGAACAAUCACAGGACUGAGCUCGCUCUUCAUAUUUAUUGUUUUCCUCUGGUAGCUGGAGGAGGAGCACUCCUGCAGCUGACCGGAGCAUCUGCCAACUCUCACCUUCAUCAGCGGGUGGCGCUAUGAGGCCUGGAAGUGGCGUGGAUUUACUUGAAUCAACAAAGGGAGUCGUACGAAGUCGCAGCAGAUGAGGUGGACUGCACAUAUCGGUGACCCCCCCCACCCUCCGCUCCACCCCUCCGUCCAUCUCACCCCUGCUCUAAUCUGAAACUGUUAAUUUUAGGUAGGUUUGCACUGGACCGGCACGGCUGAAGGCCCACAUCCCCCAGCAUACACACACACACACACACACACACACACACACACACACACAGAAACACACACACACACACACAUAGAAACACACACAAACAAAGUGGGCUGUAAUCAGAUUUACACUGUAACCAACCCAUUCGUCUCUUCUGGACAAAAAAGACUAGAUCGGACAAGUAAAAGUAGAAAUCUAGAUUUUUAUCCUGGCAGUUUCGAUCGUUUCCUGAAGCAUCCUCACCAGACUCAGUGAUCUUCAUCCCCACCCCACCCCCACCCUUAAAACAGAGGAAAUUCAAGACUGUCGUGUUCAGUUUUCAUACAUUUAAGUUGCACACUUGUUUUAAAACUGACAAAAAGUUGUAAGGAUGAGGGACUGUCUGUCUCUGUGAGUGUGUGUGUUUCUGCAAAAGGCCAGUAGAGAAUUGUAAUUUUUUUUUUUUGUCUGCCUGUUUUAAACACACCAUCCGGCACUAGGCACGCACCAAAAUGACAUCGCUCGUUCUCUGUGUCGUGGCGUCAGGUCGUAGACGAUAGCCGUCAUCAGUAGCAGCGGUAACACCUUGCAGCAAAAGGCUGGGAAGCCUUACUGUCAACACGUAGUUCCGAAGACUCAGAGAGAAACACAAAAACCUUACUUACAGAGAUGUUCGUCCAUGUCUUUGCGUUGUAAACUGUUUUUAAAAAAGACUAAAAAAAAAAGACAAAACACAGAUUCACACUCGUCUCCCAUCUUCCACAUGACCGCUGUAAAUCCUUUGCAGCAUACUGUACGCAACACAGACAUGUCAACAAAGAGCUCCGCGGUGGGCGCUACACCUUGCAUCGCCUCCUUUUCUUUGGAUAAUCGUUAGGAUCUUAAUUUGCCUGUUUAUUUGCUAAAAAAAAGAUAAAUAAGGAAAAAAAGAUAAGAUUUGUAUUUCUUGUGGUGAAUGGAAAAAAUGCACUAAGUUAAUCAGAGGUUUAACAUGAUAUUAGUAACACUGUAUAUUGUUCAUAUGAGUUUUAAAGUUUUUCUUUUGUAUUUAUUUUGUAUACAGAUCUUUAUCGCUGUGUUCGGCUGGAAAUCUUUUUCUUUUUUUAUUUAUAGGAUGGGUGUCUUUUCUUUUGUUUCCCUUUUUAUUGACUUUUAUUUAUGGAGGGUAAUUUAAAUGUAAUUAAAAAAGCAUAUUUGUCUCUAGGUGUAUGAAUAAAGACAAGGAGACUUUGUCUUCUGCUGCCCUGCUUUCAGCUGUGAUAUGAGACCAAAAAAAGCAACAAAAAUCAAAUAUUGGAACAUUUUUAUUUUGCACCAGAAUUUGGUCUCAGAUGGACUUACGUACCUAAGCCAGGCCUGUGUCUGUCUGGCUGCUUUGUGAUCGGUCUAGAAAGUAUACUAUAGAAAAUAUCUUAUCAAAUGUUUGAUUAUUUAUUCUUUAAAGAGCUUAAAUGACACAUAAAGAUUGGUUUAAAGUCAAACUUUCCAGUCUAAACGUAGCUCUCAUCCCGCUCUCUGUAAGGCAGACAGUAGUGGACAAACAUGCUUGUUUUGUGGUGAAAUGAGCCUCGUACACUUUGUGCUUUGCUUUCAUUUCACUGUUGUUUCUGUUUGCACAUGUUUCAGUUCAGCCUGAAUGGCGCCUUUUUUCUUCUUCUUUUUUUUCUUACCCUGUUAAGCAGGUCACUGAUCUGCCGCCAAGUUAAGUGUUUCAAAAAACAUGACGUGCCUUUUUGUGGUUUAACUUCAGUUCUGCUUUUGUUUGACGACUGUUGGUGAGUUGUGAUGGUUUGUGGCAGGGUCAGGUUACUCUGUUAUACAUGUUUACUUCUGCAACAUCAGAGUCAGGUUGGGGUUUUUUUAUUUUUUGAUUUAAAUUCAUUUUAAGAAAUUUAAAUUGGCUGUCCACAUCUUAAGAUCGUUUUGAUGAAGAUAUUUGGAAAAGUGAUAAAACUGAUAGGCUCUUUGUUUUUCAGAACUAAAUUAAAAAAGAAAGAAAGCAGUUUACCAUCAUGUUUACCAGUCAAGCUAGGCAGUGGAUUUACAUGUGUGAUAGUAAUGCGAUUAACCAGUUGAGUAGUCAGUAAUAAGAGGAAUCAGAUGAUCACAGCACAUGUAGAAUAAAUGGGUUGUCUGAUUUUGAAUGCCUUAAACUGAUUACUCAUAGUUAUCCGGUCCUAUCUAAACGUGACCUGCAGCACAUGUGACAGAUACACAAGUGGCUUCAAGCUUGAAGAAAAAAAGAGUGUUUUUUAAACUUUCACGAAAAGCAUCUGGUGGUGCUUCAAAACAAAUCCCAUAAAAAAACCAAAACCAACAGUGCAUUAGUGCAAAUCGCUAGUUUCCACAUUGGUUCCUGUUAAAAAUGUAAAACUGGAGUCCAGUAAUCAGUUUCGGGGGCAUGCAUUUAAAAGGAAGCGUACCUACAGUUUGAUCAGUGAAUUGUGAAAUAUCACAGUUUGUGCUGUUCUACAAUAAAUAAUAGAGCAAUAAUCGGCUGCCUCUCCAGUGACUCUGUCAUCAAGCAGACGACUCCAUUUGUGUCAAACUGUAGCUGGUACUUCUUUACUUACUUCUACUUGAAAUGAAAGUCCAAGGGGAGUUAGAGUACAUCUGACUGAGUCCAGAAGCAGCUGACCCCGCUAGUAGGAAAGACGAGCUAGGAGCCGUUUGCCGUGCUUGCUCAUGGGGGGCCGUGCUUGCUCAUGGGGGGGCCGUGCUUGCCCAUGGGGGGGCCGUGCUUGCCCAUGGUAAGUUGUUGGGGUUCUCUCUGUGUUCUAGCGCCUUGAGGUCACUGUUGUUGUGAUUUGGUUAUAUAACAAACUGAACUGAAGUAACUUUCAGAAUAAAAGAAAGGGGAUUGUCAGCUAAUAGAUCAAUCUGGAUGGUUACAUUUUUUUUCUAUUCUUUUUUUUAGAAUUAAAAAAAAAAAAAAUCAGGGCUGUAAGUGAAGCCUUGUAUUUGGGUAGCACUGAAUAUGUCAAUGUUUAGACCAGUGUGAUCACACACAUCGUUUAAAUCAACCAUGCACCUGUGGUUCUUCAUCUUUAAUGCACAUUUAAACGCCGUCAAAAUAGUCCCACUAGUAUCUCCGGGACCACAUUUCACACUUGAUGACAAAUACACACAAGUACUGAGUGACUCACAGGAUGAUUACUGCACUGUAGUGCUUAGCAGCCAUUCUUAAAACAUGAGGACAGAGUAGCAGGUGGGACUGAGUCAAACUAAACGGCACAUGCAUAAGGGAGUUACUGGAGCAAUCUGUUCAUUGAUGGUUUUGGUCUUUUUAUGGAACUUGGUCAUGAUUUUUUAUUUAUUUUUUUAAAGGUAGAAUAUCACCAGCGUUUAAAGCUUGUACAUAUCCAAUGUGGGAAUGCUUGAGUUCAUGCUACACCAACAGUGAUACCCAGCAUGAUUCCUUUUUCAGCAAAUAGGCAAAUAUUUUGAACCCUUCACAGUCGCUUCUUAAUAACUAUGACUCUGAGGCCUGCUUAAGUGAUCAGCUAAAUCCCUUCUGCUGCAGCCAGAGCCUUAUUUCUUUUCUGUUAGCUGGGCUUGUUCAGAGCACAUCUUUGAUCAGAUCAUAGGCUGUUUGGUUUCUGGAGGAAUCUGCUCAGAGCGCCAAGCCAUCAGCAAAGUUUGGACAGAAUAAAUCAGCACAUCUCAUCUGUUUUGACCUCAGCAUUGAAUGUCUCCAUUGUAUGAACUCUGCUACACACACACCAACAUGGA